Messenger RNA from Dermatophagoides farinae (American house dust mite), 3487 nucleotides. RefSeq names its product Structural maintenance of chromosomes 6 (gene SMC6). Gene Ontology annotation, biological process: double-strand break repair via homologous recombination; chromosome organization. The record is from RefSeq and is a predicted model, not a curated record. NCBI's taxonomy places the organism in Eukaryota, Metazoa, Arthropoda, Arachnida, Sarcoptiformes, Pyroglyphidae. Gene Ontology annotation, molecular function: single-stranded DNA binding; protein binding; ATP binding. Gene Ontology annotation, cellular component: nucleus; chromosome; site of double-strand break.
CAAACGGUAUAUCUUUAUUUUGUCUCGAUAUUUGCACAAGUCGUUUCUCUACAAUCCUUGCUUUUGAUAGUUGUCUUUAAAGUUUGGUGUAUCGUGGAAUAAAAAAAAUUUGAAGACUAUAUAGUCUUUAUCUACAUUCUACUUUUUUUUCAAUGGCAUCUUUUUAUAAAAGUACGAUGGCCGCAAAUAGUGCUAUCAAUUCGAAUCAAAAUGACAUCCACAACGGUGAUAUUGGACAUAUCCGUGAAAUACUUUUGAAAAAUUUCAUGUGUCAUAAACAUUUCCAUUUGCAAUUUGGACCUAGAAUCAAUUUCAUUGUCGGACAAAAUGGAAGUGGAAAAUCGGCAAUACUAAUAGGUAUUGUACUAGGUCUUGGUGGCCGUGCAAGUUGUACGAAUCGUGGUUCUGGCCUUUCACUGUUCAUUAAAAAUGGUGAAUCACGAGCCCAAAUAACAUUGAAAAUAGCCAACUUUAUUGAUGGAAAAUCAACAGAUGAAAGCUAUAAAUAUGAUCGAUACGGUAAAACUAUUAUUGUUGAACGUACAAUCAGCAUAAAUGGUACAAGUUCCUAUAAAUUGAAAUCAGAAUCUGGAAAGAUUAUUUCAGAAAAGAAAGAAGAAUUGGAUAAUAUUCUGUCCCAUUUUUGCAUUUUUAUCGAUAAUCCAAUUUGUGUUCUUACACAAGAAAUUUCAAAAAAUUUCCUCAAUUCCAAAAAUGCUUCGGACAAAUUUAAAUUUUUCAUCAAAGCCACCCAGAUUGAAGAAACGAAACGAUUGUAUGAUAGUUGUAAAGAAGAUUAUGAAUAUUCUAAAAAAAAGAUUGCGGAAAAAGACGAAUUGCUUAAAUCUUACAACGAAAAAUUAGAAAAAUAUCGUAAAGAAGUUAACACAAUCGAAAAACUACGAAACAAUGUGAAUCUCAUGAAACAAUUAAAUAAUGAAUUACAUUGGGCUUGUAUUAAUGAAUACUAUAAAGAAUUGAAUGAAAAUAUUGCAAAAUUGGAUGAUAAUAAAAAGAAUAUAGAAAAAUAUGAUAACGAAAGGAACGAUAUUCAACAAGAAAUAAAUGAAAUUAAUCAACAAAAAGCCGAACUAGAUGAACGUUUGCAUAAUUUUACUUCAAUGGUCAAACAAGCACAAAAUGAUUCUCAUAUGGCAAAAAAGGAAUCAGAGGAUAUGCGAUCUCAAUUGAUUAAAAAAGAAUCGGAAAUGAAUGUUGUUAAAAAAGAGUUGAGUAAAUGUCGUUCAGAAAUCAAUGGUAUUCGUAAAAGGAUCGAUGGAAUCGAAACGAACAGCCAAGAAUGUCAACAUUUAAAUAUAGAGGAUCUUAUCAAAAAACUUGAUGAAGAAAUGACAAGUAAAAAAUCCAAAAAUCAAUCAUUAAAAUUAAAAUUGAUUGAAUUGCAACAACUCAAGGAUCAACAGGUCAAUGAAAAAAUUCAUAUCGAAGAAGAGGUUCGAAAAAAUCAAGCUCAAAUGAAAGUUAAUCAAAGUGAGAUUCUUCGUUUAAGAAGUGUUGAAAACAAUCGUUUGGGACGUUAUGGUCCCAAAUAUACCGAAUUGAAUAAACAAAUUGAUUUAUUACAUAAAAACAAAAAAUUUAAACACAAACCAUUCGGACCUAUUGGUGAAUAUAUCCGAUUAAACGACAAUAAAGCUGCAUAUGCUGUUGAAAUCUUUCUGAAAAGGAUGCUUUUUGCCUAUGUUGUCGAUAAUGAUGCUGAUGCUUGUAUCCUAAAAGAUCUCGUUAGUCGAUUAUUCAGAGGGGAUUUACUGAGUAAACCCUCAAUAAUUAUAAGAAAAUUUGUUCCAUUACAUAAUGUAUCCAGAUCUCAAGCAAUUUCACCUAAUUAUAAAAAUUUUCUUCAAUUAUUGAAUAUCAAACGUGAAGAUGAUCCGGUUGCCAAUUGCCUUAUCGAUCAUCAGAAAGUCGAACAAGUUCUUUAUAUUCCUAAUUACCGCGAAGCACAACAUAUUUUGUCUCGACGAGAAUUGGUACCGAACAACUGUAUCCGCUGCUAUACAUCCGAUGGGGAUUUAAUGUAUCCAUCGACAAAUCAUAGUGAUUACAAAUCAUAUCCUAACAGAAAUCAGAAUAAGUUUGCAAGAAUUUUAGUCGAAAAUCAUACGCAAACUAUUGAAAAUUGUCGUAAACAAAUUGAUUUUCUCCAAGAAAAAAUUGAAAAUUUAUGUCAUCAACUUCGUGAACAAAAUCGUUUGAUAGAGGAGAAUAAAAAGGAAAUCGCAAUGAUUUCACAUGAAAUUAGUCAAUGCGAAAUUGAACAACAUGAUUUGGAAAGUCAACGUUCUGAAUUGGAGGCAAAAGCUGCCAUCAAACCGGUAGAGGCUGUAGCCUUAAAAGAUGAGGUUUUCAAACUAGAAGAGGAACAAAUUGAACUGAAAAAUCAACUCCAGAAACUUGCGAUUGUACGUGAUGACCUUAAAAAUAAAUAUAACGAGUUAUUGAAAAAAUGUGAUGACAAACAACAAGAAUAUGAAAAUCUUCGAGAAUCUCGUGAUCCCAUUACCGAAAAAAUUGAAAAAUUAAAUGAUAAACAAAGAGUUCUUAUGAAUAGAUCAGAAAAGAAAACUAAUGAUUACGAAAAAUUAUUGGAUUCGAAAUCAAAGCUGGAAAAUGAAAUCAAAGUUCAUCAGCAAAAACUUCAUGAAGAGGAACAAUUGGCAUUAGAAGAGACCGAAACAAGAAUUGAAACAACAAGAAGUUCGGCAGAAAUUGGAAAAGAAAUUAGUGAUAUAGAAAAAUAUCUUGAAAUAAAUAAACACAUAAUGGAUCCAAAAGUUCAAGAACAAACAUUUGAAUCCUUUUACAAACUACAACAAUCGACUAGCAAUGUCAAGAUUGAAUUGGAUGCUUUAAAUACAUAUUUUUCCAAAUUGGAAACAUCAAGCAAAUCUCGUGAGACUGCUUAUCAUAUGUUGAUAUCAUAUAUAGAAAAAAUGGUCAACAUUCAUUUUCAAGAAUUCCUGAAACAUAAAGAAUUUGAAGGAUAUAUUGAUAUCAAGUUUCAUGAAUCAUCUAAUAGUAAUGGUGAAAGCGAAGCAAAACGUAAAGCAAAAACAUUGGAUCUUGUCAUAAGACCACAUAAAUCUUUAUCACAAUCACAAUAUAAAUCGAGUCAAGAAAUUCAUAGCUUUUCAAAUACGAAAAGUUUGUCCGGUGGCGAACGUUCAUUUUCUACCGUUGCUUUCAUUAUAUCUUUAUGGCAGGUUUGUCCAUCACCAUUCCGAAUUCUUGAUGAAGUUGAUGUUUUCAUGGACAUGGUCACAAGACAUAUCACAUUGGAUAGUUUGGUUGAAUUCGCUGCUACUAAAUCGAAUAAACAAUUCAUCUUUCUUUCACCAUUAUCAUUACAACAAUUUAAUCACAGUCAAUUUAUUAAAAUUUUUCAAAUGCCUGAACCGGCAAGAAAAUAAUUAUUUUUGUACAAAAGUAAUCAAAUCUAAAUAUAUAGUUUAAUGUAAAAGAA